AAAGAAGAAAAUUCGCCAAAAGACAAAAAAAUAAUAAGACAAGUGAUACUUGAAAAAUGUCAACGUUCUUAAACAAUUUCUUCCCGGCAGAUACGGCUGCUAUGGAUCCAAUUUUUUAUUCACCAUCAAAUGUCAUACCUUCAGAAAGUAAACUUGCAACAUAUAUGGUAACACAACAAUCACCUGAAUUCAUUCCAACACGUAUCAAUUCAUCGCCAAAUUUCUAUUCGCCGUAUCAUAAUACGCCCAUGUUAAGUAAUGGUCUCAAUGGUGGUGUCGCCAAUGCAGCAGUGAAUGGUCUAACACCCACAAGUGGUUCAGGCAACAAAUCGGUUAAUGGAACACCGUCUAUGCUGGGUAUACAAAAAGCUACAGCCGCUGCCGUGGCACAACAACAAAAACAACUGCAACAAAAGCACCAGCAACAACAGCAAUCGCACCUCCAACAACAGCAGCAGCAACAACAACAGCCACAACAUAGUCUGAUCAACGGUGGCUCACAACAAAUUGGACCACCGAACGCCGCCAAUCAGGGAUACGUAGGCAUGACAACCACAACGCCAUUGAAAGGUGGACGCAACAGUUUGCGGCGCAAUGAUUCACCCUCCAGUAUAGGUGAAAAAUCACCGCCGCGCAUAACACCGCAUGCAUCGCCCAUACCCACAACAUUGCCCGCCAGUGUACAUCAGGAAAAUGUUGGUGGCACCGUCUACUUUUAUCCAACUGCCAAUCACACAACCGCCCAAAGUUCCACUGCUGUCGGUAUUGGAGCCGGCGGUGUCGUUGAUGCGGUCUCAUCACAUCACACUGGCCAGACGGGUGGCGCCUCCCUAACACCCGUCCAACCGUCAUUAUUGUACACAGGUCAUGUCUAUCCCGGUCCUGCCUCAAAUGUCAUAACAAUGCAACCGAAAACCCAAUUGGAAUCAGCGUUCUUUAUGCCCGAUGAAAUGCGUAGCGAGAUUUUAUCGCGUAAUGUGAUCUCGAAUUUAAUGUUGGAUGCCAGCGAAACGGCGCAACAUGCCCUGCCAUUGGAAGUUGAUAAUUAUCAUUCGCUGUAUCCGUUGGAAGCGUUACCCGUACAGCCAUUGCAUGCCAAGUUAACUCUGCCCUCGUCAACGUAUAAGGCAACACACAGUACAACGGGUAUUAAAUAUUGUCUGAGGAGAUUACAUGGUUUCCGCCUGCAAUCGACAAAAUGUAUGACCGUUGUGGAAAUGUGGAAAAAGUUGCAACAUUCAAAUGUGGUACAAUUACGUGAAGUCUUCACAACAAAAGCAUUUGGUGAUAACUCAUUAGUAUUAGUUUACGACUAUCAUCCAAACUCACAGACGUUAUUAGCGAAAUAUUUCACACCACCGCCAGAAAGUAAUGGCUAUAAUGAUCCAUUCCAGGGUGAAGCGCGCCCCUUCAGUCAUAAGAGCAAUUUACAACGUACAACGGGCAAUGGUCCACUAUUGCCUGAGGCAACAAUAUGGGCAAUAAUUAUGCAAUUAACCGCUGGUCUACGUGCAAUUCAUCAAGCCGGUUUAGCCUGCAGAAGUUUGGAUCCAACGAAAAUUAUUGUCACCGGCAAACGUAUACGUUUUAGUUUUAGUGGCACAAGUGAUAUCGCACAGUUUGAUCCCAAUGUUGCAAAUCCCCUGGCCGUUGUUAGCAUGCAGCAACAGGAGGAUCUGACGGCAUUGGGUCGUCUAGUAUUAGCAUUGGCUUGCAGAUGCCUGCAAUCGGUACAACGUGACAAUGUACAAUCAAGCAUUGAAAUGGUCUCACGUCAUUACUCCUCCGAUUUGAGAAAUUUUAUUGUUUAUCUAUUUACAACGACACAAAGACGAUCGGUCACUGAUUUAAUGCCAAUGAUUGGUGCACGUUUUUAUACACAAUUGGAUGCCUUGCAGGCUCAAUGCGAUAUGCAAGAGGACGAACUUGCCAAGGAAAUGGAAAAUGGACGCCUUUACCGAAUAUUGGUUAAAUUGAAUUGUAUUAACGAGAGACCAGACUUCAACUUAGAUUGUACAUGGUCUGAAAUUGGUGAUAGAUAUAUGCUGAAAUUAUUCCGUGAUUAUUUGUUUCAUUCCGUCACUGAAGAUGGUCGGCCAUGGUUGGAUCACGCACAUAUUGUACAAUGUUUAAAUAAACUUGAUGCUGGCUCAUUAGAAAGAGUUCAACUCAUGUCCCGUGAUGAACAAUCAGUUCUAAUUGUUACUUAUGCUGAGCUCAAAAAUUGUUUAGACAAGGCAUUUUCUGAAUUGCUGGCUGGCGCUGCCUCAUAAUGAUAGACUAUCACCAUGUCAUUGGCACUACUGA
Musca vetustissima is the source of this 2307-nucleotide messenger RNA. RefSeq names its product PAN2-PAN3 deadenylation complex subunit PAN3 (gene PAN3). The transcript is spliced from 13 exons. Gene Ontology annotation, molecular function: poly(A) binding. Lineage: Eukaryota; Metazoa; Arthropoda; Insecta; Diptera; Muscidae. Gene Ontology annotation, biological process: nuclear-transcribed mRNA poly(A) tail shortening; mRNA processing. The record is from RefSeq and is a predicted model, not a curated record. Gene Ontology annotation, cellular component: PAN complex; P-body. The coding region runs from base 57 to 2273 and encodes 738 amino acids.